GUUUUAACGCAAUAGAUACCAACCCACAAUCUAUCAUGGGCUCAUCUUCUUCAAAGACUGCAUACUCAGCCAACAACACAGGCGGGGCAUCAGUUGCUGCAUAUGAAUUAUCGAGCGCUCUGACUGAUACCCUGAGCGAGAUCGACCUCAAUGGCUAGUUGUAACUCUAACUUGUUAAUCGAACACUCACUGAGUCGGCUAAUAGGUAGCUUGAAUGAGCAACUUCGCCAGCUGCUUGAACGUCUAGAUCAAGAAGCAGCCAAGUAUGCCAACUCCAGGGUUAACGAUGACGAUUCAAUAGAAUGGAAUCCGUCUCAAUCUGAAGUCCAGCUCAUAUCGGCGGCGUGGAAGUGUGCGCGUGGGACCUAUGACCUCGAGGGCACCAUGGCUGAUACCAGCUACUGCACGUUUCGUCGUGAUCAAGUAGUCGACAGCUCUUUCGCCGGGACCGUCAAACUCAUCACAUCUACUGUCAUCGAGACCAAGGCAGACUCGCCGGCGACUGAUUCAUUACCGGUUCUGGUGCUGGCAAUACGCGGAAGUGCCAGUAAAAUGGACCACAUCGUAAAUGUCAACGCUCAGCCCAGGACGACCGACAGUUUCAUUGGGUGUCUAGAGGACCUUAAAGCCCAUUCUGGCUUCUUGAAUAGUGCACGAGCUCUGGAAUCGAUUGUCACAAAUCUAAUCAACAAGUAUCUGGAGUCUUAUCCUGAGAUGGGUAAGAAGAAACCGCACAUUCUUUUUACGGGACAUUCCGCCGGCGGAGCUGUAUCACAGUUAUUAUAUCUUCGCCAUAUGUCCAACCAAGAUUUAAACAAGUCUGCGAGAUUUUCGUGCGUCACAUUUGGCGCACCUCCUUGCUUGACCCAGCGCGUUGAUCUCGACAUGUUUCAGCCAAGUCGCGGAACUUUGUGCGUCAACGUUAUCAACGAGUUCGAUGUGGUCACUCGAGCCGACAAACCAUACAUCUUAUCCUUGGUAGAUGUCGCCAGAGCAAUGCUAGACUUGCCACCAAAGACAGCCAUUUCCGAGCCUGAAACAAGCGAGGGGAUAGUCGGCGCUGCUUUAGAGACGACUAGAGAUGAAAAAUGCCGCCUUUCAGACGAUUCUGAAGACUUUCUUGUCAAAGAAUCAAAUUUUUGGCGCUUUCCUCGGCCUUUCUACCACCAUGUCGGACCUAGGGUUAUUCUUUUGACACGCUUCGUUGACAAUCAGAUGAGUCUCAAAGCAGUUGAAACAAGCCCUUCGGAGUUCCAAAAGUUGCUCUUCUGCCGUGUUACUGUUCAUGGCAAGAGAUUCUACGAGGAAAGGAUUUGUGCUUUAGAGCAGGGACGUUUCAAUAAUCGGUCAGCCUGGAAGCCAGGAGAUUCUAAGGAUAAACUUCUUGAUCAAAGAUAGUUCUACUGAGCAACUAAUGGCCAAUUCUGAGAAUGCGUCUUGCCCUAUGAGCGAACUGGCAACUUGACAUGAUUUCUCCGUCUUGCAGAUUCCACAGCCCGAUAAAACUGGACAUCAGCCAAUAUCUUGUCGGCGAGGGUCUCGGCAAACCCUGAAACUGGCGACUCUCCAAGAAACUCAUCCCCAUCAGCAGAGUCCUCCACGGCCGACAUAAUGGCCUGACACUCCCAGCACAAGCAAACCGUGUACUCCUCUCCAAAACGAAUACGAUAGAGAGUCUGGGUCUCAUCGUUUCCGACCGCCAAUUUUGACUUCUUGAUCUUGUCAUCAUGGUUAAUGAAGCGGCCACAGCGUGCUUCCAUAGAAUUCAGGUAGGCUGUUGCUGAGAGUUGGCUGGUAUGCCAGACCAGGUCAAUGUCGAGCGCAGGAACGAGCAUCUUGCCAGGGUAGAAUUUGAAAAGCCUCAGAUACCUCUCAUAUCUCUCAACUGCUCGGCGAAGAGUACCUUGCAGCGCUGGGCUUCGUAUCCAUAGAUGAGCGUUCAUCUUUUCAACGAAGACGCGUUGGCGCUCAACAUUAUCGACGAGUUUGCCGAUGAAGCGAGAAGCAUAUGGUUUGUCGAUGUCGUGUGUUUUCAUGUUGCCUUGUCGGAUAAUUGAUUUGAGAAGAGUGCCUGGAAUAACUGCUUUUCCUUCAGGGACUUCCCAGGUCUUUCCGGUGACUGCCCAAGCAUCACGGAUGGGACCUUGCGACGAGAUUGAACCGUGCUGCAUCGCAAUUAGUUUAUGUUAUUGAGUUGGUGACAUUGCCCGGUAUAAACGCACAAUAAGUUUCCAUGGGAAAUUGACCCUUGGGAGGUAUUCCCAGUCCUGGUUUCGGCAGUAGUCCAGGUAGUCAGAAGGGUUGAGUAGGAAAGCAUGCCAAAUCAUCAGUAUAUCUUGUUGAAGGGUCAGUUACGUGUCGGCUGCGAAAGAAGUGAGAUACUCACCCACGGGUGGCAGCCAUGAGGAUUCAGUCAUUGAUAUACCAGCCUUCAUAUCGUUGGCACCGUCUUUCCCCAUCGCCGAAGUCAACCAAGC
Messenger RNA from Fusarium verticillioides 7600, 2477 nucleotides. RefSeq lists its product as hypothetical. Bases 151 to 1398 code for a protein of 415 amino acids. Lineage: Eukaryota; Fungi; Ascomycota; Sordariomycetes; Hypocreales; Nectriaceae. The transcript has 4 exons. Gene Ontology annotation, biological process: lipid metabolic process. The record is from RefSeq and is a predicted model, not a curated record.